UGGGAUCCAGCGGGAGCAGCUCCCUCCCACCCAGCAGCAGCAGCAGCAGCAGCAGCACAGAGAAUAAAACACCUUAUUUAACCACCACGUUCACACAGAUAUGAAGCUCACCGAGUGGUUGAGAUAUAAGUGGAGGAUUUUAGACUGAGUGUUUGGGUUAGCUGAGUUUAAGGGCAGGGAUAAGCGGUGAUCUGCAGCUGCUGGUGAGGUUAACUCAGGCUACAGCAUCAGGAUGAGGGCAGCCUCCCUCCCUCCCUCCAUCACUCCUCAGCAUCCCUCUCUCUCUGCUGCUGCUGCUGCUGCUGCUUCCCCGCAUUAGCUCCGGGCUAAACUGGGACUGAACUCCAUCCCUCACCCCGACACUUGUCUGUCGUCUCUGUACAGUACAUGAAAAAUGCCCAGUGUGACAGUGAAGGAUGUCAACCAGCAGGAGUUCGUCAGGGCUCUGUCAGCCUUCCUCAAGAAGUUUAAUGCAUCCACAGCCCGUCACCUGUACCUGCGAGGAGGGGUGGGCGUGGGCUCCAUGAUCAAGAUCUAUGGAGGGCGUCAUAGGAACGGCGUGUGCCCCGCCCACUUUAGCGUGGGCUCCAGGAACGUGGCGAGGAAGGUCCUCCAGGCCCUGGAGAGCCUCAAGAUGGUGGAGAAGGACCCCAGUGGUGGACGGAGACUUACCCCUCAGGGACAGAGAGAUCUGGACAGGAUCGCAGGGCAGGUCGCCUCAGCAAACAAGAAACAGCAAAGUUUACAAAGCGGCGUCUGAGGAAUGCAUGCCAAGAAUCCAGAGCAGUGAAAUGCAGUUUUGCCUAUUUACUCAAGUGUGCUUGUUUCCCUCAUCACUGCUGUGCCACAUUAACCGAGUACAAAAGGCAUCUCAUAGGCAUGCAUGUGUCUGUAGUGCAGUAAGUACAAACUAAAGAUAUUAUACAUGUAAGUUAAAUUUUUUUUCAGUUCGAAAUUCAUCAUGAAUUUCAGGACAGCGGUGGCCUCGUGACCGAGAACAGAACGAACACAGCUGAGCAUUUUAAUGUUGUCUUUGCAACAACUGUUAAACUCAAGAAACAACAAAACAAAUUGUGCUAACAUAUAUUUUUAUUUAUUUAUCCUCCACCAUGACUGUAGGUUACAGAAUAUUAGGCCUACUCGUUUUGUUCAUGAGAUGUAAAUGAAUGAUAACAAUGCUUAAGGUGUUCUAAAUAAACAG
Molecule: messenger RNA, 1201 nt
Organism: Paralichthys olivaceus (Japanese flounder)
Lineage: Eukaryota; Metazoa; Chordata; Actinopteri; Pleuronectiformes; Paralichthyidae
Source: RefSeq, a predicted model, not a curated record